GAUAUAUGUUUCACUCCGGAAUGUAUUCUCGAUCGAACAAGUGCUCAACGGACAUGCCCGUGAAACCGUCUCACAUGAGUGUUUUUGCUAUUUAACGUGUUUAACGGUUUGUUUUGUGUCCAGCGGUUUUAACGUUUUAUUUGUCAUUAGAUAACCGUUAACCGACCGUUAGAAAAUGACCGCCAGAGCGACGUCGAGUCGCUUCCUGAAGAGCGUCCUUCAGAACGGGGUCGGCCGGUACGUCUGCCAGCUGAAACGGAUCUCCAUCAUCUUCUCCAAAAACGCUCAGAGCUCGUUAGGAGUCAGGGACUUUAUUGAGGAGGGAGUGGUGGAUUAUGCCAAGAAGAACCCUGGAACUGUUGUGUAUGUGUCGCCUCAGUCCUGCAGGAUACCCAAAAUAGUUGCAGAAUACUUGAACGGCAACGUGAGGGAAGAAAUCAUCACAAGCAAAACGUCUCAGCAGAUUUCAGAGCUUUUGACCAAGCUGACUAAUCAGUCUGGCCUGGACAUCAUCCGCAUCCGCAAACCCUUCCACACAGACAACCCCAGCAUCCAGGGCCAGUGGCACCCUUUCACCAACCGGCCCCCGUCUAUCGGCCCCAUCAGACCACAGAAACAGAGCGCUGAAUAAAGACUGGACAAUAGAAAAGUCAAACAGUUUGGAUGUUUCCAGAAAAUCAUUGCUUAAUUUCAGUUACUUUAGCAAGUCCUUAUUUUGAAGCUGUUAAAGUAACUGGGACAUGUUCUGGUUUUUGUGGCAAUUUUACAGCGUACAGGUUGGAAACAUCUGCUGAAGAUCCCACUAUUGACUGAACAUCUUCUACUAAGCUCUUCUGUCUGGCGGUGGCAGCAAAUCCACUUGUCUGGUUCAGAAUAAUACACAUCUCUGCCACAUUUGAGAAGACUUAACAUGAAUACACCAGAGGCUUGUCAGCUGGCAUACAAAAAAGCAGAUAACUUGUUUUUAAUCUCAAGGUUAUUUGAAGAUUCAUGUACAAGUUCAAGUGCAAGCGCUAUUCAUCAGAUGGAAGUUUGUCUAUGAAAUAAAGAAAUGUUUCUUUAUGCGAA
This is a messenger RNA of Thunnus maccoyii (southern bluefin tuna), 1068 nucleotides long. It is a transcript of the gene mrpl43, whose product is annotated as mitochondrial ribosomal protein L43. The coding region runs from base 176 to 631 and encodes 151 amino acids. The record is from RefSeq and is a predicted model, not a curated record. Gene Ontology annotation, cellular component: mitochondrial large ribosomal subunit. The transcript has 3 exons. Gene Ontology annotation, molecular function: structural constituent of ribosome. Gene Ontology annotation, biological process: mitochondrial translation. Lineage: Eukaryota; Metazoa; Chordata; Actinopteri; Scombriformes; Scombridae.